UCUAACCUCACAUUUUGCUACUGACAUAAAUGAUGUUUUUUGCUUUUGUUUAAUAACAAAUGCAUCUAUUGUUUAUUAACUGAUAUGACUCCAUAUUUUCUCAUGGCAAAUCGUAAUCAACCAAAAUGGACAAUCACCUGCAUAAUUUGAACGGGCAUCAGAAAUUCCUAAGAGAAUUCAUAAAUCUCUACAGACAACAAGAAUGUCUUUGGAACAAAGAUCAUCCAAACUAUAAAAAUAGGAACGAUCGCAGUGAGGCGUACGAAAUUCUACUCAAAAAAUGUAAAGAAUACAUUCCAGAGGCUGAUGAGGAUUAUGUUAGAUUGAGAAUAGACUCUAUGCGUUCUACUUUUCGAAAAGAACGAAAAAAAGUUUUGAACUCACGAAUGCAAAACCCUGAUUCCAAAAAUGUAUAUAAGCCAUCUUUAUGGUAUUAUGAUCUUCUGUUAUUCACUACUGGUGAGGUAAAUGAGGAGCAGGAUAACUCGAUAACCAAUGAAACUACUGUAGAAACAAAUCCUGAAGAUUAUAAUGUUGUUAGAAUCCCAUUCUGGGGCAGAGAAUACUCUUCUUUGGCCAUUAAUCUCUACAAAAAACAUACAUGCUUAUAUGCUUUAAAUGACCCUAACUACAAGAGUAAACAUAAAAGGGUUGAAGCUAUUAAGAAAAUAACUGAAGAAUUGAAGGCUAAAACAGGCAAAAUAUUCUUCGAGGAUGACGUAAGGAGAAAAAUUCAUUUACUUAGGGGACAAUUUAUGUAUGAAUUCAGAAAAAUUGAGAAGCAUAGACAGUCUGGCAAAGAUGUUUCUAGCUAUCAACCUUCUCUUUGGUGUUUCAACAUGCUCUUUUUCCUCAGAAAACAUAUUGUGAAAAUGGAAAGUAUGCUCAAGAGAAAAGAUGGAGAUCAGAUCCAGCGACAAAGCAAAAGAAUUAAGAUGAGCAAUGGGAAUAUUUCUAGUGACCAAGAUUAUAAUCAUGCAGAGGUUCUCAAACAGGAAAGUGAUAGUGGGGAUAAUGAUCGAGAUAACUAUGAGGUAUCGGCAGAUAAUAUCGAUAAUGACUCAUUUGAUCAAGUUGAUAUUUCUCAAACUGUUGAGGCAGGAAACAGUUUGGAUAUCAAGCAGACUGAUGAUGUCUAUGAUACAAUAGGAAAAGUGAUGGCUAAAAGACUUCGAGACAUGACAGCAGAACAGAAUGGUAUUGCCUUGAAAUUGGUACAUGAUUUAAUGUAUCAUGGACAAAUGGAGAAUUUGACAUCUAAUUCUAAACUAGUUUUAUAAUUGUAUAAAUAUUAUUAUGUUAUUGUUAAAUUAUUUUAAAUUUUGUACAUUCAGAAAACUUGUUUCUUUAUAUAUCUUAAGAAAGAUAUUGUGUUAAAUGAGGUGUCCUGAUGAUAUAAUGAAUCUUUUUCAACUUUGCUUGAUUAAUAUGAAGGAGAUUUAUCCUGAAAAUUGGCAAUUCAAUAAAGGAAUUUGGAUGAUUAAAAGAGAA
Coccinella septempunctata (seven-spotted ladybird) is the source of this 1491-nucleotide messenger RNA. RefSeq lists its product as uncharacterized. The record is from RefSeq and is a predicted model, not a curated record. NCBI's taxonomy places the organism in Eukaryota, Metazoa, Arthropoda, Insecta, Coleoptera, Coccinellidae. The coding region runs from base 126 to 1280 and encodes 384 amino acids. The transcript has 4 exons.